AUGGGCCUUUCAUUGACAUUCUUGCAGCCAACCUUCAACGCGAGCAUCCCCAAUGGCGGCAAUCCGGAGGAGAUGGACGUCAACGCGCCCUACGUUGGCCUCGAGUGGGAAUAUGUCUACCAGGUUCUCAUGGGCUGUCUCGUCUUCCUCAUUGUCCCCGGUAUCGGUCUGCUGUACGGUGGCAUGUCGCGCCGAAAGUCGGCUCUUGCCAUGAUCUUCCAGUCCUUGACCGUCAUGGCUGUCGCCACCUUCCAAUGGGCCUUCUGGGGCUUCUCUCUCGCGUUCUCUCGAAAUGGCGGGCCCUUCAUCGGCGAUCUAACCAACUUCGGUCUGAAGGAUGUGAUGGCUGCGCCUUCUUGGGGAUCUGCCGUCAUCCCUGAUAUCGUCUUCUGCUUCUACGAGCUGAUGUUCUGCGCCUGCGCCACCAUGAUCGUGGUCGGCGGCGCUUUCGAACGCGGCCGCAUCCUUCCAUCCAUUAUCUUUGGCUUCUGCUGGGCGACAAUAUGCUAUUGCCCCAUUGCCUACUGGACCUGGAACGCAAAUGGCUGGCUCUUCACCUUGCCCGCUCUCGACUUUGCCGGCGGCGGCCCUGUCCACAUCUCCAGCGGAACAGCGGGUCUGGCCUACGCGCUGGUACUGGGUAAGCGAAGCCGCUAUGGCGAAAAGCACAUCUACAAACCGCACAACGUGACCGUUGUCUUUCUCGGAACCACCCUUAUCUGGUUCGGCUGGUUCGGCUUCAACGGGGGGAGCGCUCUGAAUGGAAGUAUCAGGGCUAUGAUGGCUGUGUGGAACACCAACAUGGCCGCCUCCACCGGUGUCGCGGGAGCGGUUAUGAUGGGUUACAUCAGACAUCGCAAGUUCAGUGUUAUCGGCGCCUGUGAGGGUGUCAUCGCCGGUCUGGUCGGAAUCACACCCGCCGCCGGCUACGUGUCGGUGUGGUGCGGAGCUGCUAUUGGCUUCAUCACCGCCAUCGUCAUCAGCCUGUUCGAGAACGUGAAUGAAUGGAUGGGCAUCGACGAUGGACUCGAAGUCUUCAAGCUCCACGGCAUUGGCGGUAUCUGCGGGGCGUUCUUGACCGGCAUCUUCGCCACUUCUUCAGUGUCAUCUCUCGAUGGCGCCACACUGGCCCCUGGCGGUAUCGACGGGGUGGGCAGCCAGAUCGCGCGGCAGCUGGCCGAAAUCGCCGCAAUUGCCGCCUGGUCUUUUACCCUCUCCGUGAUUAUGCUCCUGAUCCUCAAGUACAUUCCGGGCCUGCACCUGCGCGUCGCCGACGAGGCCGAAAUCAUCGGGCUGGAUAUCGAUCAGUUCUCUGACGAGGUUGUCGGCGAGUGGUCACUGUUCAAUGACGAUAACACCGGUCAUCAGGUUGCCUUCACCCAUGGCGUGCCUGUCGCGGCUCCUCCACCAGCAACGUCGAGCCCGACCUCGGAAUCUGCCACGGAGGAGAAAACCGAGCCUAAGACGACGCCAAAUUAG
Capronia epimyces CBS 606.96 is the source of this 1479-nucleotide messenger RNA. RefSeq lists its product as uncharacterized. The record is from RefSeq and is a predicted model, not a curated record. Lineage: Eukaryota; Fungi; Ascomycota; Eurotiomycetes; Chaetothyriales; Herpotrichiellaceae. The transcript is spliced from 2 exons. Gene Ontology annotation, molecular function: ammonium channel activity. Gene Ontology annotation, cellular component: plasma membrane. Gene Ontology annotation, biological process: ammonium transmembrane transport. The coding region runs from base 1 to 1479 and encodes 492 amino acids.